Molecule: messenger RNA, 1034 nt
Organism: Odocoileus virginianus texanus
Lineage: Eukaryota; Metazoa; Chordata; Mammalia; Artiodactyla; Cervidae
Source: RefSeq, a predicted model, not a curated record
GGCUACCUCCGGGGUGCUGGGCAGCUGCUUGUAUCACGGGCCGGGAGCUAGAAAGGGGUUCAGUGGGCGCUGGGUCUGUGGCGCUCAGGGCUCAACACCGACGGCCUCCUCCUCUUCCUCGGGAUCAGGGGGCGCUGGGAGCAGGGAGAUGUAGACCUCGUUGACCUCUGUGUCCAAAUGUCGGCCGCCCCGAGGCGCCUCCAGGUUGAGGAUGCCGUCGUGGGAGAGUGCGGCGCGCACCCGCCAGGGGUCCACGUCGGCCGGCAGGACGUAGAAGCUUCACAAGACUGCGUAUAUAAGGGGCUGGCCGCAGCUGCAGCUGAAGGAGCUGACCAGCCAGCUGACCCCCCACACUCACCUAACCACCAUGGAUAUCGCCAUCCACCACCCCUGGAUCCGCCGCCCCUUCUUCCCUUUCCACUCUCCCAGCCGCCUCUUUGACCAGUUCUUUGGCGAGCACCUGUUGGAGUCUGAUCUCUUCCCAGCUUCUACUUCCCUGAGCCCCUUCUACCUUCGGCCGCCCUCAUUUCUGCGGGCACCCAGCUGGAUUGACACUGGCCUCUCUGAGAUGCGUCUGGAGAAGGACAGAUUCUCUGUCAACCUGGAUGUGAAGCACUUCUCCCCAGAGGAACUCAAGGUCAAGGUGCUGGGAGAUGUGAUUGAGGUGCAUGGCAAACAUGAAGAGCGCCAGGAUGAACAUGGUUUUAUCUCCCGGGAGUUCCACAGGAAAUACCGGAUCCCAGCUGACGUGGACCCUCUCGCCAUUACUUCGUCCCUGUCGUCUGAUGGGGUCCUCACUGUGAAUGGACCAAGGAAACAGGCCUCCGGCCCUGAGCGCACCAUUCCCAUCACCCGUGAAGAGAAGCCGGCUGUCACUGCAGCCCCCAAGAAGUAGAUGCCCUUUCCCUAACUGCAUUUUUUAAAACAAGAAAGUUCCCCAUCAAUGAAUGAAAACCUUGUGACUAGUGCUGAAGCUUAUUAAUGCUAAGGGCAGGCCCAAAUUAUUAAGCUAAUAAAUAUCAUUCAGCAACAGA